Messenger RNA from Mytilus trossulus (common blue mussel), 663 nucleotides. RefSeq lists its product as uncharacterized. Lineage: Eukaryota; Metazoa; Mollusca; Bivalvia; Mytilida; Mytilidae. The record is from RefSeq and is a predicted model, not a curated record. Bases 1 to 663 code for a protein of 220 amino acids. The transcript is spliced from 2 exons. Gene Ontology annotation, molecular function: ammonia-lyase activity.
AUGUUGUCAAUUCUAGAAGGUAGUAAGUUAGCUAUCACGACAUUAGACAUGCACCUGCCAGACAAAUGUGGAGUUCUUAAGGAAGAUCGUUAUAGUGUGCGGAGUUCACCACAAUGGCUUGGACCAGCUGUUGAAACACUUAACGAAGCAUGCAGAAGAAUAACAAUUGAACUUAACAGCGCAAAUGAUAAUCCACUAAUUGACCAUCGCACAGAUACAGUUUUACAUAACGCUAAUUUCCAGGGAGAAACUAUGUCUAUCGCAAUGGACCAAACACGACAAGCGCUUGGAAUUUGCGGGAAGCUACAAUUUGCUCUAUUCGAAGAGGUUGUAAAUGAUAAGCUGAAUUUCGGAUUGCCACCGAAUCUAAGUGGAUGUGACAUCAAUGUUGAUUUCGGAUUCAAAGACUGUGAUAUAGCAAUGGCCUCUUACAUGUCUGAACUCGAUCAUUUUGUCAACCCUAUGAGUAAUCAUAUAUUGAGUGCAGAAUGCCACAACAGGCACAAUGAAAAUGUACAACUUUAUACGAAAAUACCUCAAUAUUCCCUUUUAUUGUGGACAACAUGGCAUCGAUUCCUGGCUAAGAAAGAUCCUACAGUCCAUACAGAGCAGAGAGAUAGAAAAUGUUCUCGAGGAGAUAUUUACACCAAUCUUGAACAUUGA